UAAAUAAAAGACCGCCGUCCGACCUACCAGCUGAACAAACGACGUCGUACUGGAUCCCCUUCACCUGAAUCUCUAUUGACUGACUCUCUCUCCCAAUUCCGUUUAAUCCUACCAUUCUUAAACCCCAAUUCGUAAAGAUUUGUGAAUCAAACUGAUCAGAUCGACAAUCCAACUGGAUCUUUCGAAAAGGGAAAAUGGUGCUGAUUGCGGUUGUGCGAGAUUACAUCAAUCGAAUGCUACAUGACAUUUCCGGCAUGAAAGUUCUCAUCCUCGACUCUCAAACGGUUAGCGUUGUGAGUGUUGUAUAUUCACAGUCAGAGCUGCUUCAGAAAGAAGUGUUUCUUGUGGAACUUGUGGAUUCCAUUUCAAUGUCAAAAGAACCCAUGACACACCUGAAAGCUGUCUAUUUUCUCCGUCCAACAUCUGAGAAUGUAGUUCUUGUGAGACGUCAGCUGAAUCAUCCUCGGUUUGGAGAGUACCACCUAUUUUUCUCCAAUAUGUUAAAAGACACUCAGCUGCACAAUAUGGCAGAUGCAGAUGAGCCUGAAGUAGUUCAACAAGUGCAGGAGUUCUAUGCUGACUUUGUUGCACUUGAUUCCCAUCAUUUCUCCUUAAAUAUUUCAUCAAACCAUAUGUAUAUGCUUCCAGCCGUGGUGGAUCCAUCAGGUUUACAGCACUUUUGUGAUCAAGCUAUUGAUGGGAUUGCUGCCAUCUUCCUGGCUCUAAAACGUAGACCUGUUAUUCGUUAUUCACAGACGUCUGAUAUAGCCAAAAGGAUAGCACAAGAAGCGCUGAAGCUGAUGUAUCAGCAGGAGAGUGGUCUCUUUGAUUUUCGGCGUUCAGAGGUUUCUCCGUUGUUGCUUAUUCUCGAUAGGCGAGAUGACCCAGUGACUCCUCUUCUCAAUCAAUGGACAUAUCAGGCCAUGGUUCAUGAAUUGAUAGGCAUUCAAGACAAUAAAGUAGAUCUCAGAAACAUUGGCAAGGCAUCAAAGGACCACAAGGAGGUUGUACUGUCUUCCGAGCAAGAUCCCUUUUUCAAAGCCAACAUGCAUGAGAAUUUCGGAGAUAUUGGGAUGAAUAUCAAAAAGUUGGUGGAUGAUUUCCAGCAAAUUGAAAAAAGUAAUCAGAAUAUCCAGACAAUAGAGGACAUGGCUAAAUUUGUUGACAACUACCCAGAAUACAAAAAAAUGCAUGGCAAUGUUUCCAAGCAUGUGACAUUGGUAACCGAAAUGAGUAGGAUUGUUGAAGAGCGGAAACUAAUGUUAGUCUCACAAACCGAACAAGAUUUAGCCUGUAAUGGUGGGCAAGGGGCAGCGUUUGAGGCUGUUACAAACCUGUUAAACAACGAAAAUAUCUCAGAUAUUGACCGACUGCGCUUAGUCAUGCUGUAUGCUUUGCGGUAUGAGAAAGAGAGCCCCGUCCAGCUGAUGCAGUUAUUCAAUAAAUUGGCAUCUCAAUCUCCAAAGUAUAAACCAGGGCUUGUGCAAUUCCUACUGAAGCAAGCUGGUGUUGAUAGGCGAACUGGGGAUCUUUAUGGGAACAGAGAUCUGCUCAAUUAUGCUCUUAACAUGGCUCGCGGACUCAAAGGAGUGGAGAAUGUAUACACUCAGCAUCAGCCCCUGCUAUCUCAGACGAUGGAGAGCAUUACUAAAGGGCGUUUGAGAGAUGUGGACUACCCUUACAUCGGAAACCAUUUCCAACAAGCUAGGCCUCAGGAUGUCAUAAUUUUCAUUGUGGGCGGAACUACUUAUGAGGAGGCCCGCAUGGUUUCCCUCCAAAACGCUACAAAUUCUGGAAUUCGUUUCAUCCUCGGUGGUUCAGCAAUCCUCAAUUCAAAGAGGUUUCUGAGGGACCUCGAGGAAGCACAGAGAAUCAUUCGGACAAGCACAAAUGUGAUAUGAAACGCAACAUGAUGCCUCACACGAGGGAAAAUUUUGGCUUGACAUAGAGAUUUGAUUUCUAAAAAUACCUGAGUUCGAUGAAGAUAUCAACCUUGCUAUCUGGAUGGGUUUAGAUUAGAGCAAUUUUUGUUGUUCUGUACAACGUUGGUUAUGUAUUGUUUGUAAUUGUACAACUAUUUUAUUCUUGUUUAUACAACAAAUCUUUAGGAA
Messenger RNA from Salvia splendens (bonfire salvia), 2111 nucleotides. Its product is annotated as vacuolar protein sorting-associated protein 45 homolog. Gene Ontology annotation, biological process: vesicle-mediated transport. The coding region runs from base 195 to 1901 and encodes 568 amino acids. The transcript has 13 exons. NCBI's taxonomy places the organism in Eukaryota, Viridiplantae, Streptophyta, Magnoliopsida, Lamiales, Lamiaceae. The record is from RefSeq and is a predicted model, not a curated record.